AAGUUGCAGGAGGGAAAGGGGAAAAUGGCGACUGCUUCUCUCUCCCUACGACAGCCACGGCUCAGCCCCGGCUCUAACCUCCCUCUCGCGCCGGUUCUUCCUCCGUACAAGCUUCAUCCCACCGUCUUGGGAAAGUCCGAGCCGUGGCGAUCGGUGGCGAUUCUUCCUUCUCGGCGGCGAUGUGCGGCGGUUAGAACCAGUUCCCGCGCCGACGACUCUGCGCCACUCGAUAUGUCCCUGGAGACCGCUCUCAAGGUCCUCGGUGUCUCCGAAGGCGCCUCCUUCGAGGAUAUUCUUCGCGCCAAGAAUUCGAUCAUUGCUUCCUGUAAUGGCGACCCAAACGCCGUCGCUCAGGCUGAGGCUGCGUAUGAUAUGCUGUUGAUGCAGAGUUUAAACCAACGACGAGCGGGCAAAGUCGUGAAUAAGAGCAUUCGUUAUGCCGAUGUUAAACCCAGCAAUGUUUUGGGAACAGGGCCAGUGUCUCAAUGGAUGCAGGCAACAGCGAAGAAUCCGCCUGUCUCGAUCGAAACGCCAUCAACGAGCGAUCUGGGUUUGCAAGCUGGAGUCUAUGGAGCUUUGAUGAUUUUAACAUACGUGAAUGGGAGUUCAACAGAGUCUUCCACUAUACCUUAUGCUGGUGCUGAUGUACCUGGACUCAUCUUGGCUAGUAGCUUUGGAGCUUCCCUGUACUUCAUGACGAGAAGGAACGUCAAGCUAGGCAAAGCGGCUGCAAUAACCGUGGGAGGCCUAGUGGCAGGGGCGAUAGUGGGAUCGGCCAUUGAGAGCUGGUUGCAGGUUGAUGUGGUCCCGUUUCUCGGCCUGCACUCCCCGCCUGCCGUUGUGGGUGAAUUCAUAAUCAUCUCUCAGUUCUUGGUGUCUUUAUGCCUACGGUAAAACCGGAACAGUGGACGUCUGCCAGUGUGUAUCACAUGUAUAGAUUAGUCGUUGGCUUGGCAGGUCAUUUGCCCAUUUAUGCAUUUUGUACAGAACAAGAGAAACAAGAACAUUUGGAUUCAAGCUUGCUGGAAUCAGUGUUGUAUUUUCGCCGA
Messenger RNA from Tarenaya hassleriana, 1049 nucleotides. RefSeq names its product protein CHAPERONE-LIKE PROTEIN OF POR1, chloroplastic-like. The record is from RefSeq and is a predicted model, not a curated record. Lineage: Eukaryota; Viridiplantae; Streptophyta; Magnoliopsida; Brassicales; Cleomaceae. Gene Ontology annotation, cellular component: chloroplast membrane. The transcript is spliced from 3 exons. Bases 25 to 894 code for a protein of 289 amino acids.